AUGACAGAAGAGGGCAAAAGAAGAAAGAAGAGGAUCUGUGAGAAGAUCUUCUACACCAGAUUUGACACUCUCCUGACUCUGAACUUCUACUGUUCUGUGUUGCCACUACUCAAAAACUACGUAAUGUUGUUUGAGUCAAAGACACCCCUUAUUCACAAACUCCAUGACAAGCAACUUGAUGUCUUCAGGAAAUUUCUGUCUUGCUUUGUCAAACCAGAAGCUCUCUUGUCAACCAAAAUGAAAGAUCUUGACAUUGAGAAGAAUGUGUUGCGACAGAGAGACAUCUUCUAUGGAGGGAGUACAUCAACCAUCAUGAAAGAUUCCCACAAGCACACAACAGUGAAGCAAUUUCAAGAUAAGGCACAGGAGGCAUACAUCAGUUGUGGCAAGUACCUGCAGAAGAAGUUGCCACUUGAAAACAAGCUUUUGGAGGCUGCGUCAGCAAUUGACCCUCUCGCAAGAGGCCACAGCAAGACCUUAGGACUGUUGAGGAUCCUGCCUUCCUUGGUCACAAAUGUGCUGAGUGAAGAUGACCUGAAUGCAUAUGAAGUAGAAAUUCGGGCCUAUCAGGUGGACUCAUCAUUACCUCCAGCAACUGACAAGCAAGGUGAAGAACUAGCACCUGAUGUCUGGUGGUCAAGUCUGUUCAGACAGAGCACUUACCCUGCCUUGUCAAAAAUGGUAAAGGCUCUUAUGAGCUGUUUCCAUGGCCCCCAGGUGGAAGGAGCUUUCAACACCAUGGGAGAUGUCCUUCAUCAGAAAGCUUGUAGGAUGGAUAUCUCCACUUACAGUGCCAUCCAGACACAUAAUAAGAAUAAUGGGACUAAAGCACUGAUUAUCAUUUUUAUUUCUGCCAUCAUUGUUUCCAGUGUGACAGCAGACAAAGGAAAGCAUUAUACCAAAGAAAAAGUGUGUGAAGACCUUCAGGCCAUUGGAUCAGAAAACUUCAGAAUAAUAGUGAUAGCUCUAUACAGCCAGAAGUUCCCAAAUGGAGCCUUUGAGGAAGUGAACAAUAAGGCUGAUGAAAUGGCUAAACUAGCAGAACACUGCUGUCAGUAUGAUGCAAGCCCUGACUGUUAUGACAAAGGGGCUACAGAAAUCUCAGACAAGUCUUGUAGAAAGGAUUCACCGUUCCCCAAGCAUCCAGGCAUUGAGCAGUGUUGCAAUGUCCAAGGUGAUGAGAGGAACUGUUUAGCCACACUGCAUUAUUCAGCAGAUGAACUCUCCUCCCUGAUGGAGCCCACACCUGAAGAGAUCCGUACUCAGUAUACUAAAGACCGCAGUGGCUAUGCUCUGAGGUAUGUAUACGAGUUUUCUCAGAGACACAGGAGUAUCCCAGCAGGUUUUGUUUUCAGUGUGACCCAAAAUCACAUAAGGAUGGCAGAGAAUUACUGUAAGCCCACUGCAUCAUUACCCUGCUUUUUCAAAGAGGUAUUACCGACUGCAUAUUUUGGAACCCUCCUGAGAGUACCAUUCAAAGAAACAUUGACUAUUUCGAAGCAGUUUCACUCUGGGCUUGCAAAAUGCUGUUUACAACCACAGCCUCAAUGUGUCAUUGAAAAGUUUAUCAGCUUCCAGAAGGUUCUCUGCAAGGAUCUUGGCAAAAUAUCUGAGGAACUGCAAAGAUGCUGCAGCAAAGCCCCUCUAGAUGCCAUCAUCUGCAUGGAUAGCAUAAAAAGACAGCCGUCAUAUCUUCAGGUCCCCUCGGCACAGAUCUGCAAGGAAGCCAAACCAGAUAGCACAGACAGGUGCUCGCCUUAA
Messenger RNA from Neoarius graeffei (lesser salmon catfish), 1761 nucleotides. It is a transcript of the gene gc, whose product is annotated as GC vitamin D binding protein. NCBI's taxonomy places the organism in Eukaryota, Metazoa, Chordata, Actinopteri, Siluriformes, Ariidae. Gene Ontology annotation, molecular function: vitamin D binding; vitamin transmembrane transporter activity. Gene Ontology annotation, biological process: vitamin transport. Gene Ontology annotation, cellular component: cytoplasm; blood microparticle. The record is from RefSeq and is a predicted model, not a curated record.